Paramecium octaurelia is the source of this 1542-nucleotide messenger RNA. The record is from the annotation of a GenBank genome assembly. Lineage: Eukaryota; Ciliophora; Oligohymenophorea; Peniculida; Parameciidae.
AUGAGUAUAAUUUGUACAAAGUUGUUUGAUCAAUUUAAUCAAUUAUACUCUUCUUUUAAUCCUUCAUACUUCAUAAUAGGUGUGACGGCAUUCAAUUAGGGAAUUCAGCAUUUAUCAGAUUUGGCUGUAAAUUACAUGCUAAAGGAUGAAUAUGGUUUAUCUCCAGCCAUGAUGGGAUUAUACUUAAGUUACACCACGCUUCCAUGGAUGAUUAAACCGUUUUGGGGGAUCAUUACAGACUCGAAACCAUUUCUUGGUUACAGAAGAAAAUCUUAUAUAAUAUUAUUUGGAAUAUUGGAUGCAUUGGGUUGGAUAAUGAUGUCCAAAAACAAGGAUGGUAGUUUGGUAAGUGUAUUGCUGCUGUUAUUUUUGAUUCAACUCUCAAUUUGUUUUGUUAAUGUGGUUGGUGAGGCAAUUUUGGUGGAAGUCGCAGCUUAAGCACAGAGAGAAUAACGAUAAAACAAUUUUCAACAUGGAGCAUCGAGGAAUGUGUCAAUAUUCUUUGGAGUAAGAGCUGUGGGUUCGCUGUUGAGUGCAUACUCGUCUGGAGCUCUCUUACAUUACUUCACAUAUUAACAAAGUACACUUCAAAUGAAUAAAUAGUAUUUAUGAUAACCUCAGUUUUCCCUAUGAUUCUCGUUUUUGUUUCCUUUUUUUAUUAGGAACAAAAGAUAGAUUUAAAUUCCUUGGAUCAAAAUGAUAGAAAAAACAAUACUACAUAAUGUCUGAAGGACUUUUGGUAAUUUUUCAAGAAUCCUCUAAUUUAUAAACCGGUAAUGCUAAUCUUUGCAUUCAUGAUGGCUCCCUCUAGUUCCACAAUUAUGUUUUUCUUUUAUACUGAAGUUCUUGGAUUCAAUCCUAAAUUUUUGGGAUAACUCAAAUUUAUGGUAAUGAUUAGUUUAUACUUUUUCAGUAUGCUGUAGCUUCAAUUUCUGGAGUGUUAAUUUAUAACAAUUAUCUGAGAGACAUACAAUUUCGUAAGAUAUUCUUAGUUACAACAUUCCUCUAUUAUUUAUGUUAUUAAUCAAUAAUAAUCUUGGUGACUAGGAAGAAUGUUGAAUGGGGAAUCAACGACAAGAUCUUUUGUAUUGGAGAUCAAGUGAUGUUGCAAUUUGUUGGGGAAUUGAACAUAAUGCCAGUCUUAGUUCUGGCUUGUAGAAUGUGUCCAAAACAUAUCGAAGCUACUAUGUAUGCUAUGUUAAUGAGCACGAUUAAUUUUGGUAUAAUUUACUAGUUAUGAGAAAAGGUUCCAUGUUGGGAAGUUGGUUGGGAGCUCUCUUUUUGAUUUGGAUGAAGAUUGAUUAGACAGACUAUUCCAGAUUGUGGUUAUUUAUAGCAAUAACUGGGGUUUUUAUUUUAUUGCCAUUGCCUUGGCUUUAUGUGGUGAGAGAGGAUGAAAUUCUUAAAUAAAGAGAAAAACCAUUAGAGGAAGAAGAGAAAAAAGAAGUGUAAAGUUCUACCCCUAGUACUAGCAAACGUGAUGAAGUGGAGGAAAAGGUUCCAUUAUUAUCUAAUGAAGAUAAUCCCAAUUAAUGAGAAAAU